AAAGCAAUGGUUCACAAAUGGACUAAAAGCAUCAUGAAAGAAAAAGGCUAAAAGCUCCAUAUAUAUGAUUUAGCUGCAUGAAAAAUAUAGCUUUCUAGCCUAAAAAGAAAUAAAAUUAAAUAAAUAAAAGGAAAAAGGGACAAGGACUAAUAAUAAGGUUGGAAAAAGACUUUUGUAGGGUAGUUGGUCAUUAUAAAUGCUUAAUAAUUUUCACCCUUAGUGUUCUAGUUCUGGUUUUCUCCUCCAUAGAAAGUUCCCAUUUUUCGUUCAACCUUUAGAAUCUCUCUGCAACUUAAUUUUUUUUUUUUUUCCACCGGCACAAACAUUUCUUUUUUUUUUUCCGUUCCUUUCUUUCUUUCUUCAAAUAUGCAUGGCAUGGCUUCUCCAUUGAUGUCUCUCCUUGCAAAGUCCACCAUAAUCAUCAUCCUCUUCCUUCUCUUCUUGUUCAUCCUCAGCUGCAUCAUUAUCAUCAUGGUCGGUUGGAGAAUAGCUUGGCUUUCAUGGUACCACCACCACAAUAUAGCAGCCAGAAAUGGUUCCUUUGCUUCUUCUUCUUCUUCUUCUUCUCAUCAUCAGCCUUCUCUUCCUAGCAGAGGUCUUGACAAAACCAUUCUCCGAUCGCUUCCCCGGAUUGCAUACAAUGCUAAUGUAAAUGGGAAGCUCUCGGAGUGUGCAAUAUGUUUGAUGGAGUAUGUGGAUGGAGAUGCUAUCAGGGUUUUGCCUCAUUGUGGCCAUACUUUCCAUAUGAACUGUGUUGAUAGGUGGCUUAAGUGCCAUUCUUCUUGUCCUUCUUGCCGGCAUAUCCUAGCCAUCGGACGGCCUUGUCAAAAGUGUACCGGCUUCUGAUUCACUCGUGGUAUUCACCAUAGUCAGAAAAAGAUGAUGAGAAAUAUGCUUUGCAGGUUUUUCUAAUUUUGUUUCUGCUUGAUGAAUAUAUAUAUAUAUAUAUAUGCAUGUAUCUUCCACACCAAAGAGAAAAAUUUGAUAAUGUUGUUCUUGGGUUUAUGUAAAUUAUGGUGGCUUUUGUUUGGGGCCUUUUUUUUUUUUUUUUUAAAUAUAUAUAUAUAAUAUACUGUCAUAUAUAUAUAUAUAUAUAUAUAUGAGGGUUCUUGGUGAAAAUUGAACAAACUUGUUAAUAAUGGGGAAGAUGAGUUUAGGGGGUCAAAAUUGUAUUGAAGCUUUUCAUGAUCCAAUUUUUGGGUGUGAAUUUGAGGCUUCGUUUCGAGAGGAAAGCUAACAUAAAAGAUCAAGUUUAUGUUAACUAUAGCUGUGCUGAUCAAAGAGUUAAAGAAGGACCGCAAAAAGAGACUACGAAAUUUCAAGCUGCAAAUCUUGAUGCAGAUCCUGUGUUUAGCAUAUGAAACUCAAUGCUAUCAAACAUCAGAGCAAAACAAGAGUAACGUGAGAGGUUAUGGGCAUACUGUCGUCUGAACUGUCACUGAUCAACAAGGUAUGGGCAUACUCCAGUUUGGAACAAUUCACAUUUCACUAGCAUUAUGGCAAAAGGUUGACAUUUUUCUUUGCUCAUAAAAUCACCAAAAAAAAAAAAAAAAAAUCAAAAUCAAAAAUCAAAAAAAAAAAAAAAAAAAAUGUAUUAGAUGCAAUUUGUACUGUUUAAUACCCUGGCAUGCCAUUGAAGAUAUCAAAUUGGACAGCUUUUGUACAAAGUGGGAUUUAGGAAAGAAAAUUUCUCAAGCUUUCUACAUUGCUCUUCUACUUAGAUCAUACAUAACCACAUAACCAGCCACAAUGAAACAGACUUUGCCCUGGAUACCUCUCGCUCAAUGGUAGAUUCGAACUUUCUUCCUGAUGCAGGCUGGUUUAGCCGUGCACAAACAGAGCUUACAUUCAAUAGUUUCGACCCACCGAAACAAACAAGUUAUACAGAAACCUCUGAAGCUUGUUCAUUUUCAUGUAUAACAAAUGAGAGAGGAAAGAAAUGGUUCUUUCUACACAAAUCAAACACAGAAUUCCAAAAAAUCCAUACACAACAAAGAAAUGAAAACAAACGUCAAAAUUUUAAUUCCUUUUUUUUUUCUUUUUUUUUUUUU
Messenger RNA from Ziziphus jujuba (common jujube), 2051 nucleotides. Its product is annotated as RING-H2 finger protein ATL8. Lineage: Eukaryota; Viridiplantae; Streptophyta; Magnoliopsida; Rosales; Rhamnaceae. The transcript has a single exon. Gene Ontology annotation, molecular function: transferase activity. The coding region runs from base 367 to 846 and encodes 159 amino acids. Gene Ontology annotation, biological process: protein ubiquitination. The record is from RefSeq and is a predicted model, not a curated record.